Drosophila gunungcola (fruit fly) is the source of this 1303-nucleotide messenger RNA. RefSeq lists its product as uncharacterized. The coding region runs from base 242 to 856 and encodes 204 amino acids. NCBI's taxonomy places the organism in Eukaryota, Metazoa, Arthropoda, Insecta, Diptera, Drosophilidae. The record is from RefSeq and is a predicted model, not a curated record. The transcript is spliced from 2 exons.
UUUUUUAUCCCUUUCCUAUUUUUACUAUGAUAAAAUGGCUUUCAAAACGUAAUUAUCCAAUAUAUAUUAGCAUUUAGCAUUUAGGUCACCUGAGUACACUUUUUAUCAAUUCCAAACUAAAUCGAUCGAUAAUGCAAAUUCCUGGAAGCACCCGCAUUUUAAGAAAAAUGAGGGUGGAUCUCAAUAUAUAAAGGCCCCAAAUUGUGAGGCAUAAGUCAGGUCAAGUGUGAACGGCGACAGCAUGAGAUUCCUUAGCAUUCUGGCAAUUUCGCUUCUGGUAGCUUUGGUGGCCAUCAGCCAGGCGGAUGACAGUCCAGGAUUCUUCCUGAAGAUCACCAAGAACGUGCCGCGACUGGGAAAACGAGGCGAGAACUUUGUUAUGAAGAACUUGAAGACCAUUCCCAGAAUAGGACGAAGUGGGCAGACCUCUGUGACUCCACUGUUGGCCUGGCUCUGGGAUCUGGACACGACUCCCAGCAAGCGGCGACUGCCCUCCGGGGGGGAUGCGGUGGCAAAGGAGCAGGAACUCAAUGUGGUGCAGCCCGUCAACUCCAAUACACUGCUGGAGUUGCUCGACAACAAUGCCAUCCCCAGCGAGCAGGUGAAGUUCGUCCACUGGCGGGACUUUGAUCGUGCCCUCCAGGCGGACCCCGAUCUGUACGCCAAGGUCAUCCAGUUGGGCCGUCGUCCGGAUCAGCACCUCAAGCAGUCCCUCAGCUUCGGCAGCUUUGUGCCCAUCUUCGGCGACGAUCAGAACCCGGCCUUCAUGAUGUACAAGAACAACGAGGAUCAGGAGCUGUACGGUGGCGGUGGCAAUCGCUACGAUCGCAACUUCCUGAAGUACAACACCCUGUGAGGGGAGGAGCAGGAAGACUUCGCCCAAAUUGACAACAAAAGCUAUUUAGUCGUGGAAUCCAACAGGUUUUUAUACUCCAAAAUCAAAGAUGUAUGGAACUGUGUUUUAAAUUUUAUAAACUUAUUAGUACUUUCCUAGUAGCAAAUAUAUAUUCUGAAUCUCUAAUAGGUUCAUGCAAUCACAUUUAAUGUUAAACCUUUUUUCUCACAAAGAGAAAUUUUGAAAUUUUGGGAAGCCUAUUUAGGAGUACCUUUAUACAUUUAAGGUCUUCUUGCUUUUAAUUUUUUUUUUGAAUGGGAACUUAAAUGUUGGAUAAUAACUUUGGACAAUUUCACUUUUCAUAAAAUGAACCAUCCAAAAUUUUGAAAACUUAGAAAGCCGAUUUAGGAGCUAAAAUUUUGAAAUUUUCAGAACAGCUUUAUGUACUAGACUUUAAGCAGUUGAAAA